GCGGGCAUUUCCCCUCUAUAUAUUCCUCAGAGCUGCAUCCCAUCCUGUUACUCAGUCCAACCUAGAAAGCACUGGCAGGCGUCCUUUUUUUGUUUUUGUUUUUUUGCGCUCAGCAGCAUGGAAGUGACCAAAGGAGAGGACGGGUCGGCGGAACAGGCAGCGUCUUUAUUUGGGACACGAGAGGUGGAGAGUCAGAGGAGCAAGAAUGAGAAUAAAAGGAGUACCCGCCGUAAAAUCAUUAUUGGGGUUCUGCUGCUGUGUUUACUGGUGGUUAUCCUGGCUGUGGCGUUUUUUCUGAGAAAGGAGAAAGGAUCAGGAGGGGAGGUCUGGCUGGGAGAGCCCUUUCAGGAAGUCAGUCAGCCACAGUGUCCUUCUGGAUUUUCAAGGCCUCCUCUCAUCCUGGUGUCUUUGGACGGUUUCCGGGCAGAGUAUCUGAAAGAACAUGCGAGUCACAUGCCUGUUAUCAACAAGUUACGAAAUAAUGGAACUACAACGGCAUACCUGAGGCCUGUUUAUCCCUCAAAGACCUUUCCCAACCACUACACCAUUGUGACUGGUCUUUAUCCCGAGUCUCAUGGGAUUGUGGACAACAAGAUGUACGAUGUGAAACGAAAUGCUUUCUUCAGCUUGAAAACGGAUGAGAAAUUUAAGCCCCAGUGGUAUCAAGGAGAACCAGUCUGGCUCACGGCCAUCUAUCAGAAGCUGAAAUCAGCAACUUUCUUCUGGCCAGGCUCUGAUGUAGCCAUCAAUGGCACCUUCCCAAGUUUUUACAAGAUGUAUGAAAAGUCUGUUGCAUUUGAGAAGAGAGUGUCAACACUGCUUGACUGGCUCAAUUUACCUGAGGGAGAAAGACCUGACUUCUACACUUUAUACCUGGAUGAACCUGAUUCAACAGGACAUUUCUAUGGGCCAGAAAGUACGCAGGUCGUUUGGGCCUUGGAAAAGGUGGACAGGAUUCUGGGCAUGCUGAUGGAUGGCCUAAAAGCAAAAAACCUGCACAAUUGUGUCAACAUAAUAGUCGCAUCUGACCACGGCAUGGAGAGUGCUUCAUGCGAAAGGGCAUCAUAUGUGUCAGAUUUCCAGAAAGACACCUCUGGUUUCACUGUAAUCCAAGGCCCAGCUGCUCGCAUCAGACCAAGUCGCCUCCCACAGGAUUACUCUUCCUUUGACUAUGAGGGCCUGGUGAAGAACUUGUCGUGCAGGACUGGUGACCAGCCAAUGAGGCCGUACCUCAAAGAAAACCUUCCCAAAAGAAUGCACUUCGCUAAAAACAUCCGCAUAGAGAGGGCUCACCUCUAUAUGAAGUCAGGCUGGCAAGCAGCACUUAAACACGGUGAUAUCAAGUAUUGCACUGGCGGAUUCCAUGGCUCUGAUAACCUCUUCACCAACAUGCAGGCAAUCUUCAUUGGCUACGGUCCAGCAUUUAAACACAGCACAGUUGUGCCAACUUUUGAAAACAUUGAAUUAUAUAACCUCAUGUGUGAUCUUCUUGGCAUUCGUCCUGCUCCAAACAACGGGACCCACGGUAGUCUGAACCACCUCCUGAAGCGCCCUGUCCAUAAUCCAGUUCUCCCAGCACAGCUCUCCCACGACAUCCCCUGUGACUCUAAUGACUUCUUCCCCUCUGACAACCUGCAGUGCACUUGUGAAUCCCAAACCACAGAAAUGGUGGAACAAAUGAACAGAAAUCUCUUGGCAUUGAGCUCAAGUGAGAAAUCCAGCUUGCGUCGCCUCCACGAACCUUUUGGCAUCCCUCGAGUCAUCCAAUCAGGUGCCACAUUUUGUCUGCUGCACCACUUAAACUACCUCAGCGGAUACAGCAAAGACCGGCUCAUGCCCCUCUGGGUAUCCUAUACCAUUCAGCCUCUGGCCAGAGUGCAGCCUCUGAGCCCGGAGUUGGAGGCGUGUGUCCGUGCUGACGUACGCAUCCCAGCAAACAACAGCCAGCAGUGUCUGCGCUACAAAGACAACUCUGAUCUUGCCUAUGGCCUGCUGCAUCCCCCCAAUCUGAGUGCCAAUGUUUCAGACUCUCUAAUCACGAGCAACAUGGCACCGAUGUUCCCUGCAUUUAAAGCUGUUUGGACGCAUUUCCAUGACGUCCUCCUCCCAAAAUAUUCACAGCAGCUGAACGGAGUCAACGUCAUGAGUGGGCCAAUAUUCGAUAAAGACUAUGAUGGACACGUCGAUGAAUUAAAAACGAUAUCAGGGAACGAGGCUCCCAUCCCGACACAUUUCUUUGUGAUCCUGACCAGCUGCAGGAACGCGAACUUUGGCCCUCUGAACUGUGCAGGUCCACUCCAGGCCAGGUCCUUCAUCAUGCCCCACAGGCCCGACCACACAGAGAGCUGUGCUAAUGGGAUGGACUUGACGUGGGUGGAAGACUGGCUGAAGCUUCACACCGCUCGAGUGCGAGACAUCGAGCUCCUUACCGGACUCAGCUUCUACCACGACAGGUUAUCAGUGGAAGAGACACUGCGGAUGAAGACAUUUCUACAGACUUAUUAAACUCACAGACUUUAUCAAGUGAAGCUUUAACUGGCAGAGGAAGCCAUAUUGGUGUGCAGAUGUCAGCCCACAUGGACAAACGGUUAACCCGAUAACUGUGGGUUUAACAGAUGCUUUACUUAUAGACUUCCCUGAUUUCAGACUGAAUUCAUUCUUAAGCUCCAUCCAUUAUUUGAAGUGACAUUUUUAAAAGAAAGUUUUAUUGAUUUUGUUUCUGCACAAAAUAAAAAAAUAAAUAAUGAAUGGAGCUUAAAGAUGCCAUCACAUCUAAUAAAAUGAUUCCAAAGUAUUCUCAUGUCCAGAUUGGAAAACGGGAAUAAAACUAAAGGGAAAAGAGAGUUUUUAUUGAUGGAAGAACUGUUUAUGUUGAGUGAAGCUUGCCACACAUCAGGGGAGCUGUCUGCAGCAGCUGGAAAAACAUCUAACAUGAAUACCUUUUGCUCUUCUUUUUUUGUAUGUUUUUUUUUUCUUUUUACACCCAUUGGUAUUUUUUGUCUUUUGUAAAAUGAAUGAAUUGUUCAGCUUUUAAAUGUGCGCCUAUGCUGUAUGCUUGGAAGGAUUACUGUAUGAGACACGUUUGAGCCAGUCUGGGCUCAGACACGUAAAAGACUUUUCUUUCUCCAACACAGGAGCGACACAGAGAGACAUAAAGCAACUGCAAAGAACACUGAAAGCAAAGUUUACGUUUAGCAAGGGUCCCUGGUGUUGUAUACUAAAAUAGCUGUUAAAUAUAUCACAGGUCAUGUGAACUGUGUAGUGUGCGGUCUUGUGGUUAACACAUUCGCAUAGUCACAAGCUAGCGCUGGUCCCAAGCCCAGAUAAAGGGUAUCCAGCAUAAAGUUUUUGCCAAACUAAACAUGGCGAUCCAUCCACCCUGGCGAGGCUUUUAUAAGAGAGCAGCCUGAUGUACCUUCUUCUAGAAGCAGCAGAUGUGAAGCUGUAAUAACUGUUGAUCACGUGAGGCAGCUGUUUUUUAUUAUUCUGGUGCUCGGUGUUAGUGGUAAACAGAAUUUAUUGAUGUUUUUUCUUUUUCACAGAUAAGAAAAAUUCGGAUCUGGAAAAUUAUUUAAGAUUAUUUUGUUUCUAUUCUGUCUUUUUUUGGAUUCUUUCUGGUUGUUUUGUGUCUUUCAUUCCAUUUUGUAACCUCAUUGAAGUGAUUUUACAUCCCUGUUGUCAUUUUGUUCCUCCACGGACAUUUGGUGACUUUUUCCUGGGAAGAUGAAUUUUCAGGCAGCCGCUAAACUUCAGCGUUUAGCUGGAGAUGAAGAGAAGCUGUGUGAGCUCAGUAGGCCCGUUCAUUAAUCCGUCCGUGACUGUGUGCAUCUGAAUGUGUGGAUCAUUAUUCAGUCUUUGAUUUUUCAUCUUCGCGUACUGCUCGUAUAUGAAGUCAUAUAGAUUUCAUGUAUACCAAGCCUUUUCUAUUGGUUGCUGCAGUUUUUCGCACAUGAAAAAUUUCAUAUAAAAAACAAAC
Molecule: messenger RNA, 3976 nt
Organism: Pelmatolapia mariae (spotted tilapia)
Lineage: Eukaryota; Metazoa; Chordata; Actinopteri; Cichliformes; Cichlidae
Gene: enpp1
Product: ectonucleotide pyrophosphatase/phosphodiesterase 1
Exons: 23
Coding region: 118-2505 (795 amino acids)
Biological process (GO): ATP metabolic process; negative regulation of fat cell differentiation; nucleoside triphosphate catabolic process
Cellular component (GO): cell surface
Molecular function (GO): nucleic acid binding; dinucleotide phosphatase activity; metal ion binding
Source: RefSeq, a predicted model, not a curated record